Manihot esculenta (cassava) is the source of this 1046-nucleotide messenger RNA. RefSeq lists its product as uncharacterized. The coding region runs from base 184 to 723 and encodes 179 amino acids. The record is from RefSeq and is a predicted model, not a curated record. The transcript is spliced from 2 exons. Lineage: Eukaryota; Viridiplantae; Streptophyta; Magnoliopsida; Malpighiales; Euphorbiaceae.
CAUACGCAAUGGAAAAAAUAGCUAUCCAGCAAAUCCAAGCCGUUAAAAUUUUAUUUAGUUUCUACAACAAUGCCAGCCAGACGACAUUGUUAUCCUUGAAAACCAGACAAAACGCCAUUCCCCGCAUCUCUCUCUAUAAAGUCUCUGGCUUUUUUCCGUCUAAAAUCCACCGGUGCCAAUUCCAUGGCUUCUCCAAAUCCAAAUCUCCAUCUGGGUCUCUCUCUUCUCUCUCUAUUUCUCUUCCUUUCUCUCUCUAAGCCUACUGUUUCUGCACAGGACCCAAUUUCAGUCUAUGAAAUCUUGCCCAAGUAUGGCCUCCCAAGCGGGCUGCUGCCGGAUUCAGUAACGAACUACACGCUUUCAGAUGACGGCCGCUUCGUUGUUCUGCUGGAGAAGCCGUGUUAUAUUCAAUUCGAGUACUUGGUCUAUUACGAUAAGCAAAUUAUUGGCAAGUUGAGUUAUGGGUCAAUUACGGAUUUGAAAGGGAUUGAGGUUCAAAGAUUCUUUUUAUGGUUUGAUGUUGAUGAAAUCAAGGUUGAUUUGCCUCCCUCCGAUUCUAUUUACUUCCAGGUGGGCAUAAUCAAUAAGAAACUUGAUGUCGAUCAGUUUAAGACUGUUCACUCUUGCGGCAAUAAGGUCUCUGGGUCUUGUGGCGGUUUCUGGAAUCGAAUUAUAGAGCUUCCAACUCCCAUGGAUGAUAUUCAGAUGCUAAUUACCGAGUAGAGGUUUCUGCUGCAUGGUAAAGUAGCUGAAAAGCAUUGAUAUUCAAGGAGUCAGCAAUUAAUCGGUAUGGUUGGGACUCAGAAAUCAGGAGUAUGUGAGAGUCAUCUCUUAAGUAGUCAUGAGAAUUUGGCCCCUUAUUGAGCAUAAUCAUGCCAGUGAGCAGGGGAAGCUGCAUGUAUAUGUUAGAGAUGUUAGUUAUGAAGGUGAACUAUUAUGAUGUGUGUAUGAACUUUGUUGAACAAGAAAACAAGUUGAGCUUGUGAUUCCAUGUCAUUUGUGUGAUAUUGUUAAAUUUACAGACUAAUGUUAUGAAUGCUUUUGAA